UAUGCAAUCAACAACAACAGCUACAACAGCAGCACCAACAACAACAACUGAAGCUACAACAACAACAGCUGCACCAACUACAACAACAACUACAACAGCAGCACCAACAACAACAACCACUCUUGUAUCUACAACAACAAUGUCAGUUAAACCAACUGAAGGUACAACAACAACACCUGCCGUUAUUGAAACAACCACAACUACUGCAGGAACAACAACCAAAAUCUGUCCAUUCCAAGAGACAAUGGACAAUCCUGCUGUAAUUGGUCAAGGCCAAAUCAAGACUAGCCCAUCUGAAGAAGGUUCAAAUGAUAAGGUUCGUUUGGACAAGGAAGGAUGGACACCAAAGGUUCCAACCAGCUCAACUGAAGAAAAACCAUAUGUUGAUAUUGACCUCGAUGUUGGUGAUGACAGUAAUGAACCAUAUGUUGAAAAGGUCAUUAUUAAGGGCAAUACUCAGAUAGUAUCAGUAUACAAAAAGAAUGUCAAUGAUGAUGAUUGGACUGGAAUUGUUGAAGAUGUUGAAGUUAAGGAAAAUGGAGAAGUUGUCUUCCCCACAGUUGUAAAGGCCGAUUCUAUAAGAAUUGUACUUGUUAAACCUGAAGAUAAUGAGGAUGGUUCUCCAGUAACUAACUACAGAGUUAAUGUUGGAGUACAUGCUUGUAUCACACCAACUAUGACUACAACAACAUCAGCUCCAACAACAACUAUGACUACAACUACACCUGUAGCUACAACAACAACAGAAGCUACUACAACAGCAGCUCCUACAACAACAACUACUACAACAGCUGCUCCAACAACUACAGCUGGUACAACAACAGAAGCUACAACAACAACAACAAUGAAACCAACUGAAAGUACAACUUUGAGUACAACAACUACUACUAGCACAACAACAACAACAACUGCUAUGGUAACAACUACCACAACUCCAGCAGAAACAACAACAGUCAAGAUCUGUAACUUUGAAGAAGAUACCACUGACAAAGAAAACAACCCAUUGACAAACUUGAGACCAAAGAGUGGAAAGGCUUUCGUAUUGCCUGUUCCAAAGAAGGACUCUGAUGAAAAGAAACCAUUUGUCACAGUUGACUUGACACCAACUGAUGAUACUGCUGCUCCAUUUGUUGAGAAGGUACGCUUCCCAGAAUCAAACAUUGGAAAGGUUACAAUCAAGAGAUUGGUACCAGCCAGUGAAAAGAAUGCUGGACAAUAUGAAACUGUUGCUGAUAAUGAAACACCAACUGGUGAUGAUAAUACAAUCAAAUUCACAACACCAGUCCGCAUGGAUAAGAUCCAAAUCAUUUUGGAAGAACCACAAAAUGAUGAUGAUACUGAAUACAAACUUCAUGUUGCUAUACAUGCCUGCUUCAAGGUUAAAGUAACAACAACAACUCAACCACCAACAACAACAACUACAACAGCUGCACCAACAACAACUACUGAAGCUACAACAACAACAGCUGCACCAACUACAACAACAACUACAACAGCAGCACCAACAACAACUAUGACCACAACAGCUGCACCAACAACAACUACUGAAGCUACAACUACAAUUACUGUUCCAUCAACAACUACAGUUACUACAACAACAACUACAACACCAGCACCAACCACAACUGAAGCUACAACAACAGCACCAACUACAACAUCAACAACAGCAGCUCCAACCACAACAAAAACUACUACUACUACCACAGCAGCACCAACAACAACUACUGUUCAAUCUACAACAACAAUGUCAGUUAAACCAACUGAGGGUACAACAACAACACCUGCCAUUGUUACAACAACAACAACUGCUGAAACAACAACAACUAAGGUCUGUCCAUUCAAAGAGACAAUGAAAGAUUCAACAAUCAUUCCAAAGAAACUUAUUAAGACAACUCCUGAAGAUGGAGAAGAUUCAAAUGAUAAGGUUCGUUUGGGUAAGGAAGGCUGGAUUACAAAUGUUCCAACAUCCAGUGAUCAACCUAAACAACUGUUGAAAUUAAAUUGA
Dimorphilus gyrociliatus is the source of this 2005-nucleotide messenger RNA. The record is from the annotation of a GenBank genome assembly. NCBI's taxonomy places the organism in Eukaryota, Metazoa, Annelida, Polychaeta, Dinophilidae.